CACCAUCAUACGGGUAGGUAUACGGUACCAUACAGUACUUUUACGUUUUGCCGGUGCCGCGGUAGGACGCCUGCGGGCGGGGGAGGAGGAGCGCUGCGGUGCUUCCCAGCUCUAACAAUACGUUCCCGUGGCGCGUGCGCCGAAGCGCCGCCAGAGCCCCGCUGAGGGCGUCGAGCCUGCUCAGUGCGCCUAGCACUUAAUUAACCAACCAGGGCGACAAACCGCGGCUUGCGUGCCGCACAAGCCCCGGGAAAGGGCGCAACAACAAGGAACCAGCGCGAGAGCGCGAGAAGCACAGUGUUUUUCAACACUAACCUCACGACCACGAAGCCGCCGUUAACACUCUGACACGACCUCAGGCGAAAGAAAGCAAAGAUGCCCCACCUCUUCGACCCCAGCAAAAUCGUAGACGGCAAGAGCCACACGAAGCGCCACCUGGAGAAGGUGCGGACCUGGGUCGCGAAACGGAUGCCUCAGACGGGCAAGGCCCCGAAAAUCUCCUGCAAGGAGGUCUUGUGCGGCGACCCGACCUGCGCCCCCGUCGACACGGUCAUCGAUCUGUUGUUCGAGGACCAGUCGAGGAUGGUCGCCUUGCCCUACGAGGCGCAGGACGUCACCGAGGAAAUUUUAGAUCACUUGUUUCCACCACACGAGGUGCUGACGGCGUGGAUGGCUGGAGAGGAUGCACCUUGGCCGCCGCCACCAAAUGAUGAGUUGCGGUUUGAGGUGGGCAGUCGCGUCGAGUGCUGCGUCGGCGCGGACCACUGGGAGCCUGGUACCGUGGUAGCUCUAUGGUACACCGAGGAGGGCUUCCCGCCGGGCUUCUACGCCCCCUACCAGGUCGAGCUGGACAUGGGCAAUUUAAUAUUCGCGCCGGACGACAGCGACCGGUGCAUUAGGGAAGCGCUCUCGCUGGAGACGCUGAACGUGUCGGACGGGGCGUGAGCCGUCCUGCUUUUAAAUAUAGGAUAUUGUA
Molecule: messenger RNA, 976 nt
Organism: Pelagomonas calceolata
Lineage: Eukaryota; Pelagophyceae; Pelagomonadales; Pelagomonadaceae
Source: the annotation of a GenBank genome assembly